AUGCAAGCGGGGAAGCUUGGAAAUCCGGAAACUCCAAAGUUAAUACGUCAGCGUGGAGCUGCACUAGCUGGAAGCAACCGUAAACUCACGUCCGAGCUUGCGAAGAAUUUCAGAGAAGGGAUAAGAGUAGACCUCGAAGAGAGAAGAGUAGAAGUGUUGGCCGCAGUUGUAGAGGCGGGAAAGAGCAUUCGUUAUGCCAAUCAUAAAACAAAAAUUACUGCUCUCCGGACCCCAGAUGGAACAACUACAGCAUCGAGAAGGGGAAUGGAGAAGGUCAUCCACGACUCCUACUCAGAUCUCUUCGACAGUUACGUCCACCUUCCUCCUCACCAUAUGAGAGUAAACAGGAAAGAAAGAACAUUAGAUGAAGGACAGCCAUGGGAGCAUCAGGGUUUCAAAAAGGGUAAGAAGAACCGUAAUUUACCCAGUCCCGACAGAAUCAAGCUUGAACAGCUGAAUUACCUGCCUUCAGUCCUCAUCAUCACACCGGCGAGGCUCUUCACUCGUUUUUUGUCCGAAUACAAGUUUCUUAGGCAAUGGAAAACCAGCAGGACCGUGAUGUUGUAUAAGAAGGGAGAGCCACAAGAUAUCAGCAACUAUUCUUCAAUAUUACAGUCUGUCAUCUACAGGCUCUUCACAAGAGUAAUCCUAAACAGGAUAGAAAGAACAUUAGAUGAAGGACAGCCAUACGAGCAAGCUGGGUUUCGAAAAGAGUCAAGUACGACUGGCCACGUACACACUCUUUCAAAACUCAUAGAAUUAUCGCGAGAAUACAAGAUGUCGCUGUGUCUCACUUUCAUUGACUUGAAGAAAGCCUCUGAUUCCCUUGAGACUGAAGCGGUCAUUAAGGCUUUGGGCAACCAAGGCGUCCCUACUCCAUACAUAGCGAUACUUCUGCAACUCUUGAGAGGAUUGGAAUGGGAUGACAUGGGAGUGAGUGUUGACGACGGUCAUUUACACCAUCUUCGUUUCGCUGACAUCGUUCUUACAACAUCAAGCAUCAAUCAGCCAGAACGAAUGCUGGUCAAAUUUGAUGAAACAUGUAGAAAGAUAGGUCUCCAGCUGAAUCAGGACAAGACGAUGUUCAUGAGGAAUGGAUGGGUUCUUGAUCGCCCAUUCACGCUCAACGCAACGAAUAUAUUCGAAUGCUCCAGCUAUGUAUAUCAAGGUCGGGAAGUCAACACGAUUAACUGA
This is a messenger RNA of Necator americanus (New World hookworm), 1194 nucleotides long. RefSeq lists its product as uncharacterized. The transcript has 3 exons. Lineage: Eukaryota; Metazoa; Nematoda; Chromadorea; Rhabditida; Ancylostomatidae. The record is from RefSeq and is a predicted model, not a curated record. Bases 1 to 1194 code for a protein of 397 amino acids.